AUGAGGAUCUCUCAUCAGACCAAAAAACCCUCACCAGGAAGGCCCGGAAGCUGCAAAACCGUGACCCCCACGCCUCGGCUCGGUCAUGUGGCACAUAGCCGCUCUACGCCUGUGCGGACAGUGCACAUCCGACCUCUGCCCACACGAAACACACCCUCACGCAAACCACAAACUCAGACCGCACAGACACGCAAACUGCCUCCACAUUUGACGCAGACGCACAGGGCGAGCUCACUGUGGGCAUACUGCUGCUCCACACAGCCUUAUGAGCACUACACUGCACACAGCGACCACUCAGGCUGCACCUUCUACUGCUAUUUUUGCUAUUGCUGUUACUGCUGCUGCCUCACGUUGAUCUCUUUCUCUCUCCUCCUCCUCCUGUCUCCACCUCCCAACACUCCUCCCUCUACCUCUUUGCCGUCAAAUACCACCCUUUCCACUUCCUCUCCCACCUCGCAAUCAUCUACUUCCUGUGUGGAUGAACGUCAUUGUAUCAACCUGACUUCUGCUGCUGUGUCUCCCUCCUGCCCUGUGCCACCUUGUCUCAUCUCUGAUGAUACUUCCCCUCUCUUCUAUCCUGAAAUCUCCACUUCUCAACAACUCACCUCUUCUUGCCACGGCUCCUCUCCCAUAUCUACUGUGUCUUCUCCUCCUUCCUCUUCUGCAACCACUGACUCCUUCCUCUCUCACCAUCACCCUAUUCUCUGCCGGCCGUGGCCUUCCUCACGUUCUCUUACCUCCCUACUCCUCUGCCCUCCCAGCUUUGGGGAUCCAGUCUUAUCCUAUGCAUCCACUUUGGAGCACAUCCCCUCUCGGCCGCGGACGCUGCUUCGCCAGCAGAGUCUUCAGCAGCCUCUCAUCCACCCUUCAGGUCCGGGUCUGGGCCAUCCCCCCACCACAUCUCAGAGUUUGGGACAGUUACACACUGCACCUGGCCAGCCUGUGGCAGGUGGGGGUGCUGGGAGAGGAGAGGGAGGUGGCAACAGUGGUGAGGGUGGGGGUACACGAGGCGGCCCCCAGGGUGUACGGGGCAGCCCAGCGGGAGCAGGUGCCUCUCGUUAUAGGGGAGGAGGAACAGGAGGGCGCUCACGUGCCAAUCCUGGCAGCUGGGAUUACAUGAUGGACCAGAUGAAGAGCCGUGGCCUGGACGUCAAGUCCUUCCUUGAAGGGAAGCUGGUGGUCCUGGCUUUGGCCAUUGGUGUGGCCGAGCAAGAUGACUUUGCCAAUAUCCCUGACCUGCAGGAAACAGCGCAGGCAGCACCACCAGCCAAUCAGGAACCCCCUCCUGAGAAGAGGGGCAACAAGCCAGCUAACAGCCCCAAAGGUCAGCCCCCCGAUGCUGACGGCCACUCCUCUGUUACUGACCUGGCUAAUUCCCUCACUGGAGACAUGGUGAUGCUGUCUCCAGGAUCGGAGGAUGAUGAUGGUGAAGGGCCCAUCAGUGAGAAGCUGGGUCGGAUCCAGUUCAGUAUAGGCUACAGUUUCCAAAACACGACCCUCACCGUUAAAGUGCUCAGGGGUCAGGACCUCCCGGCCAAGGACUUCUCCGGAACUUCCGACCCCUUUGUCAAAAUCUACCUGUUGCCUGACAAAAAGCACAAACUGGAGACCAAGGUCAAGAGGAAGAACCUCAAUCCCCACUGGAAUGAAACCUUCCUGUUUGAAGGCUUCCCUUAUGAGAAGGUCAGAGAGCGCACACUUUACCUUCAAGUGUUGGACUACGACCGCUUCAGUAGGAAUGACCCCAUUGGAGAGGUGUCAAUCCCCCUUAAUAAGGUGGAACUGGGCCAGAUAAAGACCUUCUGGAAGGAGCUCAAACCCUGCAGUGAUGGCAGUGGGAGACGAGGAGACCUGCUGGUGUCUCUCUGCUAUAAUCCCACAGCCAACACCAUCACUGUGAACAUCAUCAAAGCACGCAAUCUCAAAGCCAUGGAUAUUGGGGGCACCUCAGAUCCCUAUGUGAAGGUGUGGCUGAUGCACAAGGACAAACGUGUAGAGAAGAAAAAGACGGUUGUGAUGAAGCGCUGUCUGAACCCCAUCUUCAACGAGUCCUUCCCUUUUGAUGUGCCCGCCCAUGUGCUGAGAGAGACCACCAUCAUCAUCACUGUCAUGGACAAGGACAGACUCAGCCGCAACGAUGUUAUUGGCAAGAUCUACCUAUCGUGGAAGAGUGGACCGGCGGAGGUGAAGCACUGGAAAGACAUGCUCGCUCGGCCGCGCACUAAUGUCGCCCAGUGGCAUGCUCUCAAGGCCUGAUCGCACCACCCAGCUUCCUCCAUGGCCCCUUCCUGUCUCCUUUUUCCCUCGUCCUCCCCCCACUUCUCGCUCCCGUCCUUAUGCACAAGACUGACUUGCUGCCAGGCUGCGAAACACGGGUACAAUUAGCCAUCUGCUCUCUUAAACCUUUAAAUUCUUCUCUUUCUUCCUUUCUUUCAAAACCUCGACUCCUCUCUUUUGCUCCCCCUCAUACAGCUGUGUCUUAAUUUCUUUGUCUCACCUCUUUGCCGAUGGUCCCCCUGUUUCUGACUGUCUGUAUGUCUGUCUGUCCUUAUGCACUUUGCCUGUGGAGGUCUGAUUUUUAGUGUCUUUGUUGACCCCUUUGGUUCAGAACUGCAAUGCAGCCCUUGACAAUUUUAAGGUGCCAGUCCCGUGGGAUCACAGAGAAACUAAGUAAGGCGUAACUUAUCUCAUGUAAUCCUAUUAUAUGGCUAUUCCAGGUACACAAUACUAUACAUAUGUACUGUAUGUACAUAUACAUAUGAAUAUAUUAGGUAUAUAGAUUGGCAGAAUUCCCCUUAUACAUACGACUAAUAUAUAGUAUGUUAUUCAUGGCCUGUCUGCUGUUUCCCAUCUUUACUUAGUUUCUAUUUUUUGGCUUGUCCUUGUCAUUUGUCUCAAGUGUACUAUAUCCUCUGACCCAUUUCAGUCCAUUUCAGUGGUUUAAUGUUCAGCUGAAGUUGUCUAAAGCAAUCAAUACUCAGUUUGUGAUGAAACGAGCUGAACUCAGAUGAAGUUGUUGAUACUGCUGUCUUUUUCCCUCCUCUUUUUUCCUCUCUAUACUCUUCUUUCUCUCUUUUUUCCUUAUUGUUCCCUCCUUCUCUUCCUCUGGCACAAUAUUAGUGAAUCCCUCCUUUCUGGAACCCUUCUUGUCGUCUGUGUGCUGUGGGUGCUGUGCUGUAGCUCCAACAAAAAUAGAGAUUAUUAAAAAAAAAUACGAACUGAACUUUCCGAAGCUGGGAAAGUGGGAACACAGAAACUGUAUGAAAUGGAUCGCUCCUGAUUUUUCCAGACAAAAAGCCUUGACGUGGAGAGAGAAAAAAGAAGAUGAAAAAAAAAAAAAUCCCCCAUGAUACGAUGAUGUCAUUUUUCACAGCAUCACCAACUGAGGAAACCAAAUGAAAAUCUUCUUCCAACAAUUUUGAGAUGAAAAAAGAAGCAAGUUUGUGCUGUUGGUGCACUUGCAUUUGGUAGCUUGUGCACACCUCUGUGUAUUUAUUGAUGCUUUGAAUUCUCGGUGCUGCCCUGUGCUGUUGUUUUGCCCUGUUGUGCUGAUGGGGGUCGAUCUCUGAGACCUCCCCACCAGCUCUGACUGUAUGCUGUUGCAGCGUUAUGUGAGUUUGCUGCUGCUGUGCGCGUGCAUGUGUGUGUGAUCACAGGAGCAACACAAUUCAGACUCGGCAGAAAUCUUCUCUUUUCUCUUUCUCAUCUUGCGCUCUUCUUGCUCUUCUUACUGCCAUUGUUUCCCCAUCCUCCUUUACUGCCCUGCCUUCUGAACGAGGGCAUGGGGAAGUUCUCUCUGCACUUUUUGAAAAUGUAAUAACAAUAAUAAUGGUGAUGACAGUUUUGAUGAUGAUUAUAGUACUGAAGAAAAUUAAGGGAGGAGUAUCUGAAAGGGUGAGCAGCUGUAGGGGAGAAGCUACGUCUGCUCUGUGAUGAGGAGAGGACAUAGAGGAUGGAUGUAGGGCUCUCAUCCUCCUUUUGUUCCUCUUUUUUUCUCCUUUUCUACCUGUGUAUCGAUAUGUAUGUGUCUGAGUAUGUGUUGCGUGUGUUUCUAUGUAGGCAGCCAGACUCCUGAUAGCAAGCUGCUUGUGUCUAAAAUGUCAGGAUGGAGAGAUCACACUCGUCUACUUGUCGCAUGCAGGUCAGCCAUUACAACAGUGUUAUGCACAAUGGGCCUCAUGUAAGAACAUUUUCAAAUUUUUAUGCAGUGUUAUUCUGUCCUUUUUUCCGGUACAAGUGUUCAGAGUCUGAGUCACUCUACUUAAUUGUGUAAACUUGUCACAGCUGGGUUAAAGCAGUGCAUAUCAAAGUACAGACUUUUUGCUGACAGGCAGCAGACAGAUCCAGUGAAAUGACUUUAUUAACGAACAGGCUUUUAGGCAGUGGAAACAAAUGGAACAAAUGGAAGGAAGAACUUCUCCUGUGAGUUUUUACAAAUCUUCUCUUUGAAAGGAAUCAAAAAAAAUUUAAAACAGUUGUUUCACGUGGUUGAGAAACCACAACAUUGAAAUAAGCGUUUGUUUCGCUGGGAACAAGGACUCUGCAAUAUGAAAAUAUAUAUCAUGUGGCGAUGGCAAAUCCUAUUUGGUAUUGUGCAUUAUGGUUUAUAAUAUUGUGUCACUUAUGACAAUCUUAAUGUCGAUGUUUUUCAACUUUUGGAUGUCAAUUUAUGUUAUUCCACUCAGAUACAGCCAAGAGAUUUGCAAGGAGGCCAGUCCCUACAAAACAUAACAAGUACUUCUGAACAGGAAUUGUUUACGUGUAAGUUACAAAUAAAAAGACAGAAAUGAAAUCCAUUGAAGUGUAAAAUGCUUAUUCUCAACCAUUUUCUUAACUGAGUUAGCAAAGUUAAGUUGUCAUGAUAUAACAUUACAUACGCUGUGAUACAGGAUUUUGGUCAUGUAUCCUAUUGGAAACUGAUUGAAGAUAAGAGAUGUGGCUGCAACAGUUAUAAGACAAGUCUCACAGGUAAAAAAAAAUAUGAUGAAAUAACUGACAAAAGAUCUAAAAUCACAUGUUGAAGUCAAUUAAACUCCACCUCUCCAUGAGGAGAAGUGAGGAGAGAUUUGAUCCUCAGCAUAAAGUUUGUAAGAUGGCUUAUUCUGCUCCAUUUUACACGUAUUUUCAUUGACAAUUAGCCUAAGUUACGGUAGAAUAGAAGGAGGUAUUUAACACAGCUAAGCUUCAAAUUCUGCUGUUAGAAAUCAGAUGACAGACGGUAAUGAGAAGACUAUUAUAACAUUAAUGUCAGUCUACAGCUGCCAAUGCUGUGCUAUGGAGCACUGUAAAUUAUUGGAUGAACUAACAAAAACAUAGUGAAUGCAACAAAUUACUGUAAAUUAUUCAUAGUUUAAGGAGGCAUUUGAGAACAAAUCCGAUCAUGUAAAUGUUUCUUGCACGAGGCCCAGUGUUUGAAUGAACAGCAAGCAUGAUCAGAGAUCUUAUUGAGUUUUCUGCUUCUGUAGAUGAUGGCAAACAAUAGGUGGAUAUCUGAAAACAGUAAGACCUUUAACUUUACACUGACAAAAGGUAAGAUAUCAAAGCUUUCUCUGAGUGUUUGUGGCUGUUCACAGAAGCUAUGAAUGGCUGUGUAUCACAGACAGUGGGUGUGAUGUUAGAUGAUGGCCUGAUCUGCGACUGUGAGAUACUGUAAAAGCAGAUUAGACAUUAUCUCUUUCCUGAGUGCUUGAGAGCACCACACAGUGUAGUGGUAGCUGCCCUGCCUGUCAGGAACAUUCAGCUCAGCUCAAUAUUUCUGUAAUGUAAAUAAAACAGUCAUAGAGCAGCAUCGUGAAUACUGUCAGCCAUUAGGAGCUGCUCACACAGACGUCUACUCAUUCUUAGUAAUCUGCAAUUGUCUCUGUGUGUUUUUUACUUUAACAAUAGUAUGUGAGGCGUUGUCUUGUCAGAUUUUACUGCAGAAACUUCAGUUUAUUUAAAUAUGAGAUGACAUGUCUCAACGUAAUCACUUGCUUUUUGGAGGAGGCGUUGCUUCAGUUAACACAGUGUUUGUAGUUCCUACUGACGCUGGCCCCCAUUAAAAUCUGUGCCUAAACUGCUGUGUCCUGCAGCAGAGUUUAUUUUUCUUCAUGCAAUAAUGCGAUUGUUUCUCAUGCUUUUGUGUUUCUUUUGAUUUUUAACACGAGACGGGUGAGGAAUUGUGUUAUUGCAGCCUAAUUUGCACCAGGUUAGUCCUCUGUGGGCCAGUCUGGGCAGUACACUGUGUGCUUUUUGGGCAGUGUGUUUCGUGUGAGACUCGGUGCUGGCUGCUUUGAUGCACUGAUCCAGUCCAGCACCCUUCAGAACAAUUGGCCAGCCGUGGAACAGGGCCCACUGUUUUGACAGCCACUGCCUGCAGUGUCACAGCACAUUACACUCCCAUUAGGUGGUCAGAAAGGAGCAAGAUCUCCUUUCUCAGACCAGGGAAACACAGUCUUUUCAGAACACUUACUAAAUGUUAUUCAAAACACGGAGUGCUCUCAUUAGUAACCGUGAGUAUGAUGGACAGGGAUAAAGGUUCAUCUGUCAAAAUGAGGAAACUAAUCAGAUCGCACCGCUGCUGAAGCUGUGAUUUCCAGACAUGGUUUAAAUGCGCAGGUGUGCAGGUGAUGAGUCAACACAAUACCUCUGCCAUUUCCUUUCACUGAGAUUACAUGUUGCUCAAAGAGAUAAAUUACGAUGCUACAGGGGUUUACAAAGCUUAGUCAUCAGUGACCCUGUAAAGCGGAUGAUAUAGCUUUAUUUUUAGUAACAUGCAGCACUGUGUGUGAUGCUGCCCAGUCCUCGAAAGUAGACUGGAGGCGAAAAGGCUGCAGGGUUGGACUUUUAAAACCACUCAGUGCUUUUAUUGCAGUUACACUUUUCUUUUAAGUGCAAUUUAAAUACACCCUACAUAUUAUUUACAAAAAGUGUCAUGAAACAAUAAAUCAGUAAUAAUUUUCUGAUUAAGGACCUGACAUUCAUAUGCAACACUUACUUGAGUUGUUCAGCCUUUAGCGUAAAUAAUAAAGACUAUUCACAGCUAGAAACGUGGAAAAAAGUUUAAAUACUGCCUCCACUUAAGUAGGAUUUAGUUUGAAGGUCAUAUUUAUCUUAGCAAACAUGAUGAAUCAAGAUAUGUAAUCCAUCACAAGAAUAUCCAGAAACUUUCACACUCCAUAAAAUGACCACGAGCCCCAAACAUUAUGUUCUUUCAUUGCCAGCAGUCAAACAGCAGUACCAUUACAAUGGAUGGUAAGCUCUGAGCCAAACCAUAUAAAAGAGAAAGCAAUUUCCAAAUCCAACUUUUAUUACACUGCCACCUGUCUCACACCUCUAAAGUUAUUGCAUUUUGUUGGCACAAACACUGUCAGCAAUGACCUUCACAAGUGCAGUAUAAUGGUGCUGUAGAUGCUCCCAGUCGAGAUUUUUUCAGACUAACUCCAUUUCGUCAACUUGCUCUGCUCAAGUACAGAGUCUUUCAUCAAUGCUUUGUUUCCUGACAGAGCCACCUGGUAGGUGCAGGUGUGGAUAUUUACUGUCUGAUUACUAAAGUUUAAUUCAAGAUGUCAGACACAGCCAACACUGCCUUCAACUCUGCCACAGGAUAAAGACUAAAAAAAAAAAAAAAAAAAGUACCCAAUUUAUUUGAUAUUCCUUUAAUAUCUGUUCAGUCUGGAGGCUAUGAGAACACUUCUUAGUUUAAUUAUAAUUCAUUGGCUUUUCUGCAAGUCUUUAACAUUACGUACAGCCAAUUUGGGUUUGAGCCCAGUUAUUUUAGCGAAAUAUGUAUCAAAUGGUUUGUUCCAAUAUUCAUUCUAAAUUUCUAAUGCAUUUAAUUCCCAGAUGAUAAAUCCUAUUUGUUGAAGCCCCUGCUUUUCCACUGACACCAGGGUUUAGCAUUCAUGCCUUAGAGUAAAAUAUGUUAACGUUAAAUUUUCAUGAUAUCUAAUGUACUAUAUUCAUGUCUCUCAGGUAACAUAAAAAAUUCAUUUUCACACUUCAAUUUAUCUAACUACCUGCAAAACUAAUGACAUUCCCAUCAGCCAGAGCUGUAUUUUGCAUUUAGUGCUAAUUAGCAAAUGUUAAUAUGCUAACAUGCCAUAUACAGACAUUAUAUAAAAGACUAAUAUGGAUUGAAAAUGGAGGAUUAAAAUGAAGACAUUAGAGUACAAGAUAAUUUAUGAAACUUUUAUCUUAAAUGAGGUAUAAGAUAAAUUAUUGUUCCAAGCAUGUUAGCAUUCUAAUAUUAGCAUUUAGCUCGUAGCAACACUGCCUGAGUAUGAACUCCCAAAGCAGCCCAGCAUGGUUGUAUAUUUAGCCUUGAUAUCAACCAGUAUAGCCUACAUAUAUAUACUCAAGGAGAAGAUCCCCUAAUUUAUCAUCGUCACUGCCGCCUCCUCUUUUAUGUUUACUUUGUAAAUAACUGAAAGCUUUAUUGGCUGAAGAGGUCACAUCUAUUAGCUAAGGGAUUAGCAAGAUAUUCUUCUGAGUCCAAUUAUAUUGUUUUUGUCCUUGUCAUACUCUUAGUCCUUCCUUAUUCUUCCACACUGAUGGAUAUGGCUUUCUUAAGAAGAGCUUCAAUGACUCACUCUGUUGGAAAGGUGCCUGCUUUGCUGUAAUUUGUGCAAUAUUAAAUUAAAGGUUCACUGUGCUUUAUGUCAUGAAAAACUUGAGGUGUGUGUGUGGAUUAAGGUCAGGCUGCAAUAAUCUCAUCCUGGAGGGACUGUAGUGCAUGUUUUAUUCUGCUGAAUCACAUUAUGAUGGCUGAGUCAGCCCAGGAGUCUUCUGGGUCACCUUUGUCAUUUGUCCAGUCAGUCCCUGUGUGAGUGUCGCCCUGUGCAGACAGACCUUGCCUCCCCUAACUCACCCUUUCAAUUGUUUUAAGCAUCUGGUGAAAACCGAUGUGACUUCUCCCAAUCAGGGUUUAGGUAAGCAUUAUCUGAAUGGUAACAAAAUGAACAUGAAAAACAAUAAUGAGUAAUAUUAUCUUUUUCUUAUGUUCACAUUUGACUGUUGGUCAGUGUGUAUGUAUGUGUGUGCUUGUGUUCUUGUGUUUGGUUUAUUUCUUUACAAAAACGUGAUAAGAAAAUCCUUCUGUUUUUGAGAACUUUAUGUAAAUAUUGUUGUUGAAAAUUAACAUUUGUUGUACGCCGAGUUUUCAUUUGUCACUUGAAAUGAUGAAGAAAACAAUGAUAUUCAUGAUAAAAGUGGUGAUGUUGAUGAUGCUGAAGCUCAUUAUACCUGCCCUUCUUGAAUAAGGGCUUUUGAUGUCCGCUGUAUUUUUGUUGAAGAUGUUGUGAGGUUGGGGCAAGAGAAACAAAGGGAAGGAGUGAUACCCAACACACCCCAGGCCCACUGUAGCAACACUGCCACAUAUCUUUCACCCCACACCUUCAGGAAACAGACUGAGUGAUAUAUUUAUGUGGCACAAAUUGUGAAGGCAUUAUUGUAGCCUGCGUUGUUUAUGCCAUAAAUCAUUUUUAUAUUUUUAUUGCAAAAGUAACAGAAUGUGUGAGAGGAGCGUUCACCUCCUUAUGGACCCCGAUCGUCCCCAGUCGCUUGGCAUUGCUUCUCACCCUGCCUGCUCAAAGGCUUGGGGAUUUACUGUAAUGCCAUUGUGUUAGAUGGGAUUGGCCCUGUACUGACACUGAUGAUGGCUUCCUCAUUGAAUUUGGAGUCAUUAUUGCUCAGCUGGAGGCUGUACAUGUGAAGGGGAAUGUAUGGGAAGAACUGGAUCUCAGCAGAAGGACUACACUGUCCAUUUGACUCUGUGAAGAUAAUUUUCAUGCUUUUGAUCAAGCCUCUUACUUGGGGUUAGACUCAUGAUUAAGCACAACUGACUGCUAUGAACUCGGCACAUAAUAUACUUCUCUCUUGCUCAGUCAGAUAUUUGUAAGAACUUGCAAACUGCAGAACACCCGGCACGAAAAACCCAGAUUAGCACAGGAGCCAAACUAUAAACCACCAUAUGUCAGACUAAGUGAGAAUAAGGGUUUUUAAUCAAAAAAAAAUGGGUGGAGAAUAUGGAAUAUCAAUCUUUCCAAAUGUCCAAAAAGUGCCCCGUGCCUUCUAAAUAUUUUCUGCCCAAAUCUGCCAAAAAUCCACAGGGCUGUAGUCCAGUUAUUUUCAUAUACUUCCCCAUUUUUCAUAUGCUGUAGACUAACAUAUCUGGCUGGGGCUGAGUACAGUGCAGGGACAGAGCUUAUCAGGUUCAUUUUACUUUUAGGACUGUCUCCAGCAGACUGGGACAUGAUAUGGGGCAGCAGAUACUCCCAGCAGCCGUCUGCAGGAAGGACAGUGGAUACAGUCCUGUCUUCAUAUGUAAUACCAUCCUUUUUUGGGGAGUCAGAAAAUAACCAUGCAUGCAUGCACACAAGCUGUCAUUUAUUGAUGCACUGAAAAUAAAUUUUGACUCCUUUCUCUGAGCCUGGAUCCGUCGGUAUAUGUGUAUUUUUCUUUCCUUGCCGGUUGUAAAUAGACUUUGUGAUUCAGUUAGAGCAUUCUCUAACUCCUGCCAUAAUGUGGACAUUUCUGAUCAGGUAGGUAACAAGCAAUACGACUAACUGAUCUAACGCCAUAUUCACCGAAAUAUGACUUAUCUAAGAUGAUGUGAUACCUUGCAUUUGGGAUGUCGAGGGUAACACUCCUGUUUCUUCCUCCUUUUUCAACUUGCCAUGACCCACCUCUUCAACAAAGAGUGCUCUAACUUAAAACACACAAUUGUGAUGUGUACAAUCUAAUUUAUUGUAUUUAUUUAUGUAUUUUUGCCAACUUUGUAUAGUGUAUAAAUAUCUAUAAAUAUAUGAAAAAGACAGUACUGUAUAGAUUUUAGCUGCCUGGUAAGGUUAAUAGUAUAUACUUGGUAGACUAAAAGAAAAAGCGUAGAGCUGUUCAAAAGCCAGUUAUUGAGAAAAUGCUUUCUGUAAAAUCUGGUGCCACUGGCUUUUUUUUUAUAUUCUAGGUUUCGUUUCUGGUUUAUUUUUUUAAUUGGCCAGUGGGAUCCAAAGUGUGUGUCGUUCUUCUUUUUGUCUGUUUGUUUGUUAAUUGGUUUGUUUGUUGUUUUUUCUUGACCAAGACACAGCGAGGUUCUGGCAGCCAGGAGAGUGCAUUGGAACGCAGACUGGGACCCUGUGCAGUAGUGUGUGUUAGGUGUGUGUCCGUCCAUGGUAGUGAUAGUGCUCUCUGUGCAGUGCCUCCCUCCGCCCUUCCCUCCUCCCUUCCCUCCUCCUCCUCCUCCUCUUUCUGAUGUAGUUUGUCAUGUGACGACGCAGUACGUGUUAAGGUGCAGGACGACUGUGUUAGCUGAAGCUGGCAGAUGCCCGUGCUCUCUCUCUCUCUCUCUCUCCUCAUGCCUACUCUGCUUCUUCAUUACAAGGCUUCAUUUUAAUCCUCCACCAAGUAUAGAUUUCCACUUCCUCUGCUCGAUUGUUCAUUUACUCUCCCAUUCAGCUGGUAAUGCCUCACCACCAGAGUCUAAUUUCCCUGUAAUCCAUGCUUUCUCAUCUAUCGGUGAUUCUUUGUCCAUUAGCAGCCACCACAUUACUUUAGAUCACCUUGUUUUCCCUGCGGAGCUCUGUGGACCAGCGAAGGAUUUAGCACAAAGGAGAGGGCAGCCAUGCACCUCAUCCAUGGUCAUGCCUUCAUGUUUGACCUCUGAGAUGUUGUGAGCUGUGUUCUCGCCUCAUAAACACUGAGUAGACGGGCAGCUGUCAUCACGGCGCACAGAAACACAAAGCAGCCAUAUUCAGAAGAUGAGCACAGACCUGUGACUUCCUCUAUGUUGUGGUGGCUUCACUGUCACCCUGUUUGUAGCAAGAACAAGAGAAUAGCCUUAAAGAUUGGACCAACUACAAAAAAAAGUAGUGGGAUUUGUGAAUUUGUAGUGGACUAUUAUUACCUUCCCUUUCCCACACCAAAUUUAUUACUCGGUAUUCAGAUGUGUUGCUUGGUUGCUCUGUACAUAUCUGUGUAGUACUUCUGUUGAUGUCCCUGUGUUAGGAUAGUAACGGGUUCUUACUGGGCUGCCUCCACAGACGUCCUCAUCCUCCUGUCCUGUCUCAUUUCCUCAAAAAAACUUCAAACAUUCCACCUUAACCAAGUAAGAAACAUGUCAAAUUUGAUUCUACAUAAACUGGGCGUUAUACUGCAGAAGGGCUGAACUACAGACAUUUCUGCUGGAGCCAUGGUAAUAAUGAAGACAUCUUGUCUGUGUUCACGUCCCUCUGAGACAUUACGACCCUCACACAAGUCUCCCUGCUCCUCUGAACCUGCCCUCACACUGACCUCACCUGGCUCUGAGAGGUCAUUGGGUCACCGACUGGUUUGAGGAGCCUUUGACCUCUGGGGAUGGGGGGGUCAACGGGGGUGUGGUGGAUGGUGAGGUGGUAGAGCCCUGGGAGGCAGCAGAGAGGCCUGUCCCUGUGGUCACAUCCCGGUUCAGGAGGGAAAGGAGUGAGAACGUCUUUGAGGUCAUGCCCAGUAGCACUUUGGUUUUGCGUUCCAUGUUUUUUUAGCCUCUCCUGUUUUUUGGCCGAGCAGACUGUGAUCUUAUUGGUUGAUUUUCUCGUUCUCCUCCACCCAUCAGUGUUACAGAGUGUGUUGGGUGGGCGGAGCCAUGGAGCUGAGCUCUGAUUUUGUUCCAUAUUAAAGAAUCAUUUUUA
Sphaeramia orbicularis (orbiculate cardinalfish) is the source of this 12641-nucleotide messenger RNA. It is a transcript of the gene syt7a, whose product is annotated as synaptotagmin VIIa. NCBI's taxonomy places the organism in Eukaryota, Metazoa, Chordata, Actinopteri, Kurtiformes, Apogonidae. The coding region runs from base 1 to 2256 and encodes 751 amino acids. The record is from RefSeq and is a predicted model, not a curated record. The transcript is spliced from 8 exons. Gene Ontology annotation, biological process: vesicle fusion; calcium ion-regulated exocytosis of neurotransmitter. Gene Ontology annotation, molecular function: calcium-dependent phospholipid binding; phosphatidylserine binding; clathrin binding. Gene Ontology annotation, cellular component: plasma membrane; synapse; synaptic vesicle.